AUGUUGUUCCGGUUGGUUGGCGCAGAGUUACUCGAUCAAAAUCCAAUCUCAAGGAAGCUGAGAAUAAUGUUGAGCAUGAGAAUCAUACUGAAGCUGGAAAAAAAAGUGGAAGACUCAAUCAAGAAAAAUCAGAAGGACGGUUCUGAUGUUGGUAUAGAUUCUAAAUCCCUCUUUUACUCUGAUUCGAACAAGAACAUGUGGACAUUUGUAAUUCGGAGAAACAUUCAUUCUGAAAGACUUUUGAAGAUGUCUGAAUUCGAAGAAUUAGGAGUAAUUCAGCUUCUUAAAAGUCAGAAUUUGUUUGGAACGGUGUCUAAAGCAAAACCCUUUGUGCGCAACAUUGUGUUUGAAUUUUAUGCAAACUUGGUGUCUGAUAUUGCUAAGCCGGAGUCUGAGAUGUUUCACAAAGUCUUUGUUAGAGGUCAUAUUUUUCACUUCUCCGCGGAAGUGAUAAAUGAUUUUUAUGGGAGUCAUAGAGAAGCGGUGCAAUGUGAGGUUGAUUUUGAUGCUGUGAUUUCUGAGUUAACAGCCAAGGUUCAAUGCUUACACACUACUAGUGUUCAUAAACCUCUUGCUAAAUUGCUUUUCUUGGUUAAUUCUAGCACAACCUUUGAUAUUGGUCAGUUGAUUUUUGAUGAGAUUGUGAGUAAUGUUGAAGCUUGUACUACCCAUCAAGUACUUCCUUUUCCUUCCUUGAUUUGUGAAGUGUUGUUGUCUCAAAAGAAUAUUAAAAAGGAAGAUGAGGUAUCUGAUAAGUUGUCAGGAGUUCUUCGCAUUUCUAAGAAGCUUCGUACAUGGAGGCAUGUAGAUGAUAUUCAGGGGGAGUUCAGUUCAGCAGAAGAAGAUGAUGUUCCAAGUAGUUCUGUCGGUGUUGCAACGAGUUCUGAUAAGCAGCGAAUGAUCCAUUUUCUGCAGCAGGAGCUUCGUGAUCUCACUGCCUCUGAAGAUCGUUUCUCAGAGAAAGAAGGAUGUGGCUGCAUUCAUUAUUCAUUAGAGUCCUGCAGUCUUCCACCAACUCUACUUCAGCAACUUCUUCAGGAGAUACUUCUGCAUGAGCUGUGGGGAGUUAAUUUCUGCAUUUUGCUCUGGAUUUGGCAAGCUGUUAUCAGGAUUGGGAUGUUUCUUUCCAUAGAAGAAGGCAGGCAUUUUGGGGAUGCUGUCAACGUUGAGGAGAACUGA
Morus notabilis is the source of this 1179-nucleotide messenger RNA. RefSeq lists its product as uncharacterized. NCBI's taxonomy places the organism in Eukaryota, Viridiplantae, Streptophyta, Magnoliopsida, Rosales, Moraceae. The transcript has 4 exons. The coding region runs from base 1 to 1179 and encodes 392 amino acids. The record is from RefSeq and is a predicted model, not a curated record.